ACCCCCACCGGAGCUAUAAAACGACCGGGCGGCCCCCGCGGCGCGCUCCCUAGCAGGCUCCACGCGCGCCCGGCUUUGCGCGCGGCUCCGGGCGGCCGGACUCCUGGGACGAUGGAGUGGGUGUGGGCGCUCCUGUUGCUGGCGGCGCUGGGCAGCGGCGGAGAGGCGCGCGACUGCCGCGUGAGCAGCUUCCGAGUCAAAGAGAACUUCGACAAGGCUCGAUUCGCCGGGACCUGGUAUGCCAUGGCCAAGAAGGACCCCGAGGGCCUCUUUCUGCAGGACAACAUCGUCGCCGAGUUCUCCGUGGAUGAGAGUGGCCAGAUGAGCGCCAAGGCCAAGGGCCGAGUCCGCCUGCUGAAUAACUGGGACGUGUGUGCAGACAUGGUGGGCACCUUCACUGACACUGAGGACCCCGCCAAGUUCAAGAUGAAGUACUGGGGUGUCGCCUCCUUUCUCCAGAAAGGACAUGAUGAUCACUGGAUCGUGGACACGGACUAUGACACCUACGCUGUGCAGUACUCCUGCCGCCUCCUCAACCUGGAUGGAACCUGCGCUGACAGCUACUCCUUCGUCUUUGCCCGGAACCCCAACGGCCUGCCUCCGGAAGUGCAGCGAAUCGUGAGGCGGAGGCAGGAGGAGCUGUGCCUGGCGCGGCAGUACCGGCUGAUUGUUCACAACGGAUACUGCAUGGGCACGUCAAAGAACAACCUUUUGUAGCACCAUGGAGGGUGCCACGUCUCCAGGGAAAACGGCCUCUUCCUUGUCCAGCCUUCAGCUCUAUUUAUCUUCAUUUAUUUGCUCUCUCUCUCGCAAAUAUGAAAGCUGCCCUGCACAUAAAAAUGUAUAUGGCACUAAGUGGGUCUAUCUGCCCUCUGAUGUCUGCCAUUACCUGGAGUUUUCCAGAGAACCACGAGAGGCUUCAGAAUCCAGACUUGGAUUGAUUAAAAUACAGUCUCCCAUUUUCUAUGA
Sorex fumeus (smoky shrew) is the source of this 969-nucleotide messenger RNA. RefSeq names its product retinol binding protein 4 (gene RBP4). NCBI's taxonomy places the organism in Eukaryota, Metazoa, Chordata, Mammalia, Eulipotyphla, Soricidae. The transcript has 6 exons. Gene Ontology annotation, biological process: retinol transport. The coding region runs from base 112 to 717 and encodes 201 amino acids. Gene Ontology annotation, molecular function: retinol binding; retinol transmembrane transporter activity. The record is from RefSeq and is a predicted model, not a curated record.